Molecule: messenger RNA, 2712 nt
Organism: Ahaetulla prasina
Lineage: Eukaryota; Metazoa; Chordata; Lepidosauria; Squamata; Colubridae
Gene: MGAT5B
Product: alpha-1,6-mannosylglycoprotein 6-beta-N-acetylglucosaminyltransferase B
Exons: 18
Coding region: 1-2388 (795 amino acids)
Biological process (GO): protein N-linked glycosylation
Cellular component (GO): Golgi apparatus
Molecular function (GO): alpha-1,6-mannosylglycoprotein 6-beta-N-acetylglucosaminyltransferase activity
Source: RefSeq, a predicted model, not a curated record
AUGAUCACAGUGAAUUCAGAUGGGAAAAUAAUGGUCAGAAGAUGUCUCGUCACCUUGAGGCCUUUUAGGAUAUUUGUGGUAGGCAUUGGAUUUUUCACUCUCUGCUUCUUAAUGACAUCCUUGGGAGGGCAGUUUUCAGCCAAAAGACUGGGAGACUCUCCAUUCACCAUCAGGACAGAAGUGAUGGGGACUCUGGAGUCCAGAGGAGUGCUGAGGAAAAUGAGUGAUAUGCUGGAGACAAUGGUGAAGAGGAUGGAAGUGCUAGCCAGGCUGGAGAAUAGCACAGACUUCCGGAAAGGGGAAGAAGCCCAUUUCCCAAUGGACAGGUUCCAUCCAGCAGCUGGUCUGAUGGAGAGGAUUCAAGCAAUUGCUCAGAAUGUCUCAGACAUCGCAAUGAAGGUGGAUCAGAUUCUUCGCAACAGUCUCCUAAAUGGAAAAUCCAUAGAAGGCCGACGGGACCAGUGUGAAGUGCCCAGAGAUCCCAAGUACCCCGAUUGCUCUGGAAAAGUAGAGUGGAUGAGGGCUCGAUGGACGUCGGACCCUUGCUAUGCAUUCUUUGGUGUGGAUGGCACAGAAUGCUCGUUCCUCAUCUAUCUCAGUGAAGUUGAGUGGUUCUGCCCACUGCUGCCUUGGAGAAAUCAGUCAGCAGCUGCCCCUUCUUCCAACCCAUCGCCCAGGAUACAGGCGGCUUUUCAGAGAGACCUCUCCUAUCUUCUGGAGUUAAUUGGCAGCGGCAAGGAGUCCUUGAUCUUCAUGAAGAAACGGAUCCGUCAUUUGGCUGCACAAUGGCUGAGGGCCUCUCAUAAACUGGAACAGAAGCUGGAGGGGAAACACCGAGAUCAGAAGCAGAUUUUGAUUCACAUUGGCUUCUUGACAGAAGAAUCAGGAGAUGUUUUCAGCCCUCGUGUAUUAAAAGGGGGUCCAUUGGGGGAGAUGGUCCAAUGGGCAGAUAUAUUAGCUGUUCUUUACAUCCUGGGCCAUAGCCUGAAGAUCACCAUCUCUUUGAAAGAACUUCAGAGUAACUUAGGAGUGCCACCUGGUCGAGGUAAUUGUCCCUUGAUGGUUCCUUUGCCCUUUGAUCUCAUUUAUACGGACUACCAUGGGCUGCAGCAGAUGAAGCAGCAUAUGGGCCUCUCCUUUAAAAAAUACAGAUGCCGUGUUCGGGUAAUUGAUACUUUUGGGACUGAACCUGCAUACAAUCAUGAGGAAUAUGCCACUCUGCAUGGAUAUCGAACAAACUGGGGCUAUUGGAACCUCCAUCCUAAACAGUUCAUGACAAUGUUUCCUCAUACACCAGAUAAUUCUUUCAUGGGGUUUGUGUCAGAAGAGCUCAAUGUGACUGAGAAGCAGUUUAUUAAAUCCAACAAGGCCAACAAUAUGGCAGUUGUCUAUGGGAAGGAAGCCAGCAUUUGGAAGUUACAGGGUAAAGAGAAGUUUCUAGCCAUCCUUAACAAGUACAUGGAGAUCCAUGGCACUGUUUAUUAUGAAACCCAGCGCCCACCGGAGGUUCCAGCUUUUGUGAAGAAUCAUGGUCUUUUGCCCCAGCAUGACUUUCAGCAGCUGCUGAGAAAAGCCAAGCUCUUUAUUGGCUUUGGUUUUCCUUACGAAGGCCCUGCCCCUUUGGAAGCAAUAGCUAAUGGAUGUGUUUUUCUGCAAGCUCGUUUCAAUCCACCCCACAGUUCACUCAACCAUGAAUUCUUCAGAGGGAAGCCAACAUCAAGGGAGGUAUCCUCUCAGCAUCCCUAUGCAGAAGAUUUCAUUGGAAAACCUCAUGUGUGGACAGUGGAUUAUAAUAAUUCAGAGGAGUUUGAAUCGGCCAUCAAAGCAAUUAUGAGUACUAAGGUUGAUCCUUACUUGCCCUAUGAAUACACAUCCGAAGGAAUGCUAGAGCGGAUUCAUGCCUACAUUCAAAACCAGGAUUUCUGUGCUACUGCUGCUCUACCAGCCAAGUCCAGCAGCCCGACUAUGCAAAGCUCUCUCAGUCCUUUCAUCCUGCAAUCCAAUGCAACUGCCCUGGUAUGGUCUCAUAAUGUAACCAGCAGCCAUCUUCCAGCUUGGCCCCCAGUCAAGUCCCUGCAGGUGUGGCUAUCUGAGACUGGCCAAGCAUGCACCAGAACUUGUCAGCAGCACAAUUUAGUCUGUGAGCCUGAGUUUUUCAAGUUCCUGAACAAAAAAGAAGUGUUCCAGCAGCUCAACGUUGUUUGUGAUAGCACAGAGUCUGAGAUGAAUCACCUUUAUCCAGCUGUGGCUGAAAAUGUCCGGGAAUGCUACCUUCAAAAGGAUCAUCUGUUAUUCAGCUGUGCUGGAUGCAAUACCAAGUACCAGCGCCUCUGCCCAUGCCGUGAUUACCAGAAGGGACAGGUGGCACUCUGCAGAGACUGUUUGUGACUCCACUGAGGCAAGUGUUGUGGUGACAUAUCACAUGCACUGAGUGACUUUCCCCCCCACAUAAACUCUUCUGCAAUAGUCAAGAAGGAUCUGGAAUUCAAGACAAUUCCAAGAAGGAACAUAUUUUUGGAGACUUGCAAAAACACUUGGAUGCCAAUGAUGUUGGUUUGUCUGCCAUUCAAGGAUGAAUAACUCUUUUAAUGUUCCUUUACAACAACUCUUCUACCACACCCAAAAUCAUUUGGCACCCCAGAAGGAACCUAGAAGAACAAGCUGAUUUUUUUCAGAAAGCAAAGCACCUCUUUAGUAUCUCAUCUUCCUGAA